Molecule: messenger RNA, 849 nt
Organism: Alexandromys fortis (reed vole)
Lineage: Eukaryota; Metazoa; Chordata; Mammalia; Rodentia; Cricetidae
Product: PRELI domain-containing protein 1, mitochondrial-like
Exons: 1
Coding region: 136-792 (218 amino acids)
Biological process (GO): phospholipid transport
Cellular component (GO): mitochondrial intermembrane space
Molecular function (GO): phosphatidic acid transfer activity
Source: RefSeq, a predicted model, not a curated record
GGCCGUAGGGACUUGGGCGCGGCGUGGCGGUGACUGAGCUGCGAGCCUGGCGGGCGUGCGCCGAGCCACGUGCCUCCCACCCCGGGCUCUUCACCCUGAUGCUGCACGGGUGCUGAGCCCGUCCGGGUCGGGACGAUGGUGAAGUAUUUCCUGGGCCAGAGCGUGCUCCGAAGUUCCUGGGACCAAGUGUUCGCUGCCUUCUGGCAACGGUACCCGAAUCCCUAUAGCAAACAUGUCUUAACGGAAGACAUAGUACACCGGGAGGUGACCCCUGACCAGAAGCUUCUGUCUCGGAGACUCCUGACCAAGACCAACAGGAUGCCACGUUGGGCAGAGCGACUUUUUCCUGCCAACGUUGCUCACUCGGUGUACAUCCUGGAGGACUCUAUUGUGGACCCACAGAACCAGACCAUGACCACCUUCACCUGGAACAUCAACCACGCCCGGCUGAUGGUGGUGGAGGAACGAUGUGUUUGUGUUUACUGUGUGAACUCUGACAACAGCGGCUGGACCGAAAUCCGUCGGGAAGCCUGGGUCUCCUCCAGCUUAUUUGGUGUCUCUCGAGCUGUCCAGGAAUUUGGCCUUGCCCGGUUCAAGAGCAAUGUGACCAAGACGAUGAAGGGCUUUGAGUACAUCUUGGCCAAGCUACAAGGGGAGGCUCCUUCCAGAACACUCGUUGAGACAGCCAAAGAGGCCAAAGAAAAAGCAAAGGAGACGGCACUGGCAGCUACAGAGAAGGCCAAGGACCUGGCCAACAAGGCCGCCACCAAGCAGCAGCAGCAGCUCUUGUAGCUGCUCCCUUCUUCUCCCUUCUCUUCACUGUACUUGAUUAUUAAAGAUGCGCCUCCA